This is a messenger RNA of Diachasma alloeum, 1818 nucleotides long. RefSeq names its product puff-specific protein Bx42 (gene Bx42). NCBI's taxonomy places the organism in Eukaryota, Metazoa, Arthropoda, Insecta, Hymenoptera, Braconidae. Gene Ontology annotation, cellular component: spliceosomal complex. The record is from RefSeq and is a predicted model, not a curated record. Gene Ontology annotation, biological process: mRNA splicing, via spliceosome. The transcript is spliced from 3 exons. Bases 20 to 1684 code for a protein of 554 amino acids.
AAUAAAAAAGAAGAGUUCGAUGGCUUCGCAUAUCAACAAGAUGUCCUUAGCCAGCCUUCUCCCAGCACCGAGCCAGGUCGUCUGGGACCGCGAGGACGAGGCUCGAGAGCAGAAACUUCGCCAGAGGCCAGUAUCAGCUCUUGUCAAGGCAGUUAUAACAGCCCCACCGUAUGGACAACGGAAAGGAUGGGUGCCUCGAACCCCCGAGGACUUCGGGGACGGAGGUGCCUUCCCGGAGAUCCAGGUGGCGCAGUACCCCCUGGGGAUGGGCAUGAAGGGCAAAGAGUCCUCCAGCAACGCCCUGGCGGUCCAACUGGAUGCCCAGGGAAAGGUCAAAUACGACGUGCUAGCUCGUCAGGGCCACGCAAAGGACAAAGUGGUCUACAGCAAGCUGAGUGACCUCCUCCCCUCCGAAAUAACCUCUGAAAACGAUCCCUCCCUGCAGCGCCCCGACGAGGAGGAAAUAGCAGAGAUCACAGAGAGAACGCGCAAGGCCCUGGAGAAGAUAACGCAGUCGAAAAUAGCAGCAGCCAUGCCAGUUCGUUGUGCAGAGAAACUGGGUCCAGCCCAGUACAUCCGCUACACCCCCUCCCAGCAGGGGCAAUCCUUCAACUCAGGAGCUAAACAAAGAGUCAUAAGAAUGGUGGAGGCCCAGGUGGACCCCAUAGAGCCCCCAAAAUUCAAAAUCAACAAGAAAAUCCCGAGAGGGCCCCCCUCCCCGCCAGCCCCAGUGAUGCACUCACCCACGAGAAAAGUCACAGUGAAGGAGCAGAAAGAGUGGAAGAUUCCUCCCUGCAUCAGUAACUGGAAGAACGCCAAAGGGUACACAAUCCCCUUGGACAAACGUCUGGCAGCUGAUGGUCGAGGUCUCCAGCAGGUUCACAUCAACGAGAAUUUUGCUAAAUUGGCUGAGGCCCUGUACAUUGCUGACAGAAAGGCGAGGGAGGCUGUGGAGGCUAGGGCGCAGCUUGAGAAGAAGCUCGCGCAGAAGGACAAGGAGAAGAAGGAGGAUCACUUGAGGCAGUUGGCGCAGAAGGCGAGGGAGGAGAGGGCGGGCUUGAAGUCAGCUGCUGCUCUUGACAAGGCUGAGGAGUCGAGGGAGAGGGACCAGCUGAGGAAUGAGAGGCACAAGGACAGGGCGCGUGAGAGAAAUCUUGCGAGGGCUGCGCCUGACAAACGAUCGAGGCUACAGCGUGAACGGGAGAGGGAUAUUUCGGAGCAGAUCGCCCUGGGGAUGCCUGCCAAGAGUGUGUCCACUGGCGAUGCCCAGUUUGAUCAGAGGUUGUUUAAUACUUCUAAGGGGAUGGACAGUGGGUAUGGGCAUGAUGAUGAGUACAAUAUUUAUGACAAACCCUGGAGGGACUCCAAUUCCCUGGGGUCUCAUAUCUAUCGACCUGGGAAGAACAUCGAUAAGGACAAUUAUGGGGAUGAUCUGGAGAAGCUGGUCAAGACGAAUAGAUUUGUGCCUGAUAAGGAGUUCUCGGGGACUGACAGGAGUGCUACGAGGGCUGGGCCUGUGCAGUUUGAGAAGGAUGAGGAGGAUCCUUUUGGGCUGGAUCAGUUCUUGAAGCAGGCCAAGAGGGCCAGUGGGACUGCCACCAGUGCUGGGGCUGCUUCAUCCUCGGGGUCUAAGAGAAAGGAUGAGAAGGAGCAUCGGAGGGAUGACAAGAGGAAGAGACAUUGAUGGGUUGAUGAGGGAUUUAUGAAUAAUUAUUACUUUGAUUUUAUAAUCAAGCGAUUCAGGAAGUUAUUGUUAACAUUAAGUUGAUUGAAAUGUGAAGUAAGUGAUUUAGGGAAUAAAUGAUGAUGAUUCUUUUA